CAUUUUGAGUCAGCAGUACUCAAAACGCUGUAGUGUUUCAGACAACACCUGUUUACAUCUCGUAAAUCUUUUACAGGGGUGUCAAGUAGCUCCUGGGUUUUUUAAAAAAAGGAAUGAAGGGUGCCGCUGCCCAAGAGGCGGGGCCAGGCAAUGGUGACCCUUCACUUUCCCAGGUCUAUGCCCCGCCUCCAUCAUAUCCUCCACCUGGACAAGGCCCACCCACACCUGCUGCCCGGCUGCCACCUCUCGAUUUCAGCGCUGCUCAUCCAAGCUCUGAAUAUUCAGAUCAUCAUCAGUUGAGAGUCUAUCAAGGCUCUCAGCAUGACGGGACAGAGUCUAUAACUGCCAAUAACACGGACGAUUCUUUAGCGCCUGUGACAUCUGACCCACAGUCUCUCAGUGUUUCUGUGGCGUCUGGAAGUGCAACAGGAAGUGGAACUGAGGAGGAAGGAGCUGGAAAGGCUCAACCCAAAAGGCUCCAUGUUUCCAAUAUCCCUUUUAGGUUUCGGGACCCAGACCUCAGGCAAAUGUUUGGGCAAUUUGGCAAGAUUCUAGACGUGGAGAUCAUCUUUAAUGAGAGAGGAUCAAAGGGUUUUGGAUUUGUGACAUUUGAAAGUGCAGUGGAAGCAGAUCGAGCGAGAGAGAAGCUCAACGGAACAAUCGUCGAAGGAAGGAAGAUUGAGGUGAACAACGCCACAGCGAGGGUGGUAACAAAAAAGCCUCAGACGCCAUUAGUGAACGCUACUGGGUGGAAAAUCAAUCCAGUAAUGGGAGCCAUGUACGCCCCUGAACUUUACACAGUUGCCAGCUUUCCUUACCCUGUUCCCACACCGACCUUGGCCUACAGAGGCUCUGCCCUCCGUGGACGUGGUCGGGCAGUUUACAAUACAAUCCGUUCAGCUGCAGCCGCCGCCACACCAGCCGCAGUACCAGCCUAUCCAGGAGUGGUGUAUCAAGAUGGAUUGUAUGGUGCUGAGGUCUAUGGAGGAUAUCCAGCCACAUAUCGAGUGGCCCAGUCCGCCUCAGCAGCUGCAGCAGCCACAUACAGUGAUGGAUACGGAAGAGUGUAUACCACAGCAACAGACCCCUACCAUCACUCAGUGGGACCCACCACCACUUAUGGAGUUGGAACAAUGGCAAGUUUGUACCGUGGAGGCUACAACCGCUUUACUCCAUACUGAAUAAAAUCAGCUCUGUGACUCACGUCUGACAAACAAAGAGACUUUCGCUUGCUGUGUGAACUGCUAUCUGCUAUCUGCGUUUGGUCUUGAGAUUGUAAAAACUGCUAGUAUUUAUUAGGGAAAAAAUGUGAAUCCAGGCUGAAAAUAUAAUGAAUUAUAUUUAAGGACUUUUAUUUAAUUCUUAAUUUAAGAAAAUACCCCACCC
Messenger RNA from Sinocyclocheilus grahami, 1386 nucleotides. Its product is annotated as RNA binding protein fox-1 homolog 1-like. Gene Ontology annotation, molecular function: mRNA binding. NCBI's taxonomy places the organism in Eukaryota, Metazoa, Chordata, Actinopteri, Cypriniformes, Cyprinidae. The record is from RefSeq and is a predicted model, not a curated record. The transcript is spliced from 12 exons. Gene Ontology annotation, biological process: nervous system development; regulation of alternative mRNA splicing, via spliceosome. Gene Ontology annotation, cellular component: nucleus; cytoplasm. Bases 114 to 1181 code for a protein of 355 amino acids.